GAGGCUCGAAGCAGAGCGGACGUGAAGACUUCCAAGAGUGAUGCAUCUUACUAAUUAAUCUUUAGUAUCGUAUUUUGUGUUGAUAAUGUGAUUGUCCUAUUUGUGUUUAAGAUUCAACGAUUUUUUUUUUGAAAUUGACAAGUACGAAGAGGACUUCGAAUCAGAAAUAUCAUGGGUGGCGAAAAUGAUUCGAAAAAACCGAUCAAGCUGGACAAGCUCAUGUUCGGUGUUGAUAUGAAAGCUCCAAAACCUUACAGCGUAAAGGUAACAAUAGUUGCCUGCAUAAAUUGCAGCAGGCCCUUCAAAAACGCGGACCAAGUCACCAUGCAUCAGCCGUUCUGCAAGGGAGCAAUGGAGGCCUAUACCGAAAAGCUUAAGGCCGUUAAAAACGAUUUAUCCAAGAUUCUCGAUGAGGAACAGACUGUCGAAACUUACGUUGUAAGGUACAAGUACACCUGUCAAUUCUGCGAAUUCAUCUUCUACAAUGAGAAGCAUUACUUCGGACACAUGAGUAAAUUCAGAUACGAGUGCAACACGUGCCAGACGCAUUUCGAGAACAAACAACUCUUGAAGACCCACUACUGUCUGAAGUUCCUGAAGGAUCUGAGAAGCCGCAUGGCAUCGCGGCUUCCGGAAAGAGCACUCACCCAGGAAGAAUUGAUGCCUGAAGGAUCUGAGGAGCCGAAUGGUAACUCUGAUCCUAAUCCGACACACAUCGAAGGAAAUCAAUUAAAAGAAGAAGAUGAAUAAAUCGGGUAGCAAGUGAUGCUCAAUAUUGUAUGUGUUUUAUUGCUCGAUUUUAACAUAACGUAUGAUUGCAGAUGUGAAUUUUAAAUAAAGAAAUUUUAAUAAA
Molecule: messenger RNA, 853 nt
Organism: Nicrophorus vespilloides
Lineage: Eukaryota; Metazoa; Arthropoda; Insecta; Coleoptera; Silphidae
Exons: 4
Coding region: 172-750 (192 amino acids)
Source: RefSeq, a predicted model, not a curated record